AUGGUUAGGAAAUUAAAACAUCAUGAACAGAAAUUACUGAAAAAGGUCGAUUUUUUUGACUGGAAGCAAGAUCAAGGGCAUAGAGAUACCCAGGUGAUGAAAACUUACCACAUUCAAAAUCGUGAAGAUUAUCAUAAAUACAACAAAAUAUGUGGUGAUAUUCGUCGCAUUGCUCAUAAGCUAUCGCUUCUACCUCCUACAGAUCCAUAUCGCUCUAAGCAUGAACAACUAUUACUAGAAAAACUAUACUCAAUGGGUAUUUUAGCAACAAAAUCUAAAAUAUCUGAUUUGGAAAAUAAAGUUACAGUAAGUGCUAUCUGUAGAAGAAGGCUUCCUGUUUUAAUGCACAGAUUGAAAAUGGCACAAAGCAUACCUGAUGCUGUCAAAUUCAUUGAACAGGGUCAUGUCCGUGUCGGUCCAAAUUUAAUCACUGAUCCUGCUUAUUUAGUCAAUAGAAAUAUGGAAGAUUAUGUGACUUGGACAGAUUCUUCUAAGAUUAAGAGGACAGUAUUGAAAUACAGAAAUCAAAUUGAUGAUUUUGAAUUAUCAUAA
Molecule: messenger RNA, 552 nt
Organism: Henningerozyma blattae CBS 6284
Lineage: Eukaryota; Fungi; Ascomycota; Saccharomycetes; Saccharomycetales; Saccharomycetaceae
Gene: IMP3
Product: snoRNA-binding rRNA-processing protein IMP3
Exons: 1
Coding region: 1-552 (183 amino acids)
Biological process (GO): rRNA processing
Cellular component (GO): Mpp10 complex; small ribosomal subunit; small-subunit processome
Molecular function (GO): snoRNA binding; structural constituent of ribosome; rRNA binding
Source: RefSeq, a predicted model, not a curated record